This is a messenger RNA of Cheilinus undulatus (humphead wrasse), 1363 nucleotides long. RefSeq names its product SH2 domain containing 7 (gene sh2d7). The record is from RefSeq and is a predicted model, not a curated record. Gene Ontology annotation, cellular component: cytoplasm. The transcript has 6 exons. NCBI's taxonomy places the organism in Eukaryota, Metazoa, Chordata, Actinopteri, Labriformes, Labridae. The coding region runs from base 1 to 1275 and encodes 424 amino acids.
AUGGAGAGGACCUUCACGGAGCCUUCAGAGGGGGGUCUGAAGGAGCUGGUCCACCGCUGGUUCACUGAGACUCAGGCUCCUCUUAUCCUCAACAACGGGAACUUCCCAGACUGGUUUCAAGGCUUUGCUGCGAGGAGAGACGCUGAAGAUCUGCUGAGAGAUAAAGCUCUGGGCUGCUUUCUCAUCCGCCUCAGUGAUAAGGCUAUUGGGUACAUCCUGUCCUACAGAGGCGUCGACAGGUGCCGACACUUUGUCAUCACUCAGGACCAGGACGGUCAGUUUGGUGUUUCAGGGGACUGUCAGACGUACAGCAGCCUCCCAGAGCUGAUCAGUCACUACAGGGCCCAUCCCAUCCAGCCGUUUGGGGAAACGCUCACCUCCAGCUGUCACCAGGUAAAUUCAACUGAUCUUUAUGACGUGGUGAGUUAUAACACCAGACGGACGUCUGGGGUGAGCGUCCAGGCCUUACGGACUUUGUGGGACCAGAAAAAUGUACAACAAAGCCACCCAGUCAACAACCACCAGACUGAUCUUCAGAAUGAUCCUCUGACAGCUCAGCCACCCGCUCUGCCUCCAAAGUCUAAGAACAGGAAACUGACGGGUGCUGUGUCUAUGGAUACAACAUUGCUAUCACAGGGCCUUCCUCCAGUCCCUAAAAGAGGCCUUCCUCUGAGUUUCUCACUGAGUGAAUCUCUGCCAAACACAGCAUCACAUCUAGGAGGGACUGAGACCACCCUGCAUAAAUCAGAAAGACUCAGAGGAAGUCUGGACUUGUUUGAGACCACUGGCACCAGCUCUCCAGGAGAUCUGUGUCCACCUGGGUUUACACAAGCAGAGAGCAGGAGCAGAUCUUUACCACGGCUCAGUGUGGAGGAAGACGAGGACGAGGAGGAAGAGGAAGAGUAUUCCAACCAGCUUUCAUUAUCCUUCUCAUCUUUGCCGACUCCUCUGAAGAAGGUCACCUGUCACACCUACUCCCUCCACGACCACAGAGACUGUCAGAGCGGCCCUCUGUCAGAGCGGCAGGCUGACGACAUGGAGAUGUCGAAGACCAACCCACUGUACCAGGACGCUGAGGUUCCUUCACGACCAGGGGACCAUUUGUACUCUAGUUUACCUGAAAACACAUACGAGCUGAUUCCUGGGGAGGCCGCCGCCGUCCAAGGCAACAUGUACGAGUCUCUGGAAGACAUGAAGACCCAGAAGUCCAAAUCAACUUGGGGGAAAAAUAAUAUGAAGUGGAAAAAAUUCCUACCAGACUACAAGAAGAAAUAAAAAUAAGACUCAAAGGUCUCAAUAACUUUCUUCUUAUCUUUUAAAUAUGUCGUACAUUUUAUGACUGGAGAUUCUGCCAGCAGAGGGC